AACUGCACUUUUGUCCACUUCCCAUCGGAGCCCCAAUUAGUCUCGUUUCCGCACUCGAUCUAAAGGGUUUUGCGCUACGCCUCCUUCUGCUUCCACUAGCAGCAGCUGAAAGAGAGCUUCUAUUUUCCCGUGCUUUGUUGGAUCUCUCGCAUUCAAACACGUGAUCGUCUCCUUCGUUAGGCGAACAUCUCGUGAAUUUUUUUAAACCGAUAGAGCGGUGGAUUGCGGAGUGUAAAGCGGAUAAGCUUUAUUUUCUUUUCCUUUAGUCGGAUUUGACAUCAGAAAGUGCGCCGCUCUUCUUCGACCAAUUGAACUCCCCACUAUUUUUAAUGGCAUUGACGGAGAAGGACAGUGAAUCUACUCUUGGCUGCCUCAGCAAAGAUUUUCCCGCUGUGGCUCACCCCUGUGCCGAGCAGCCAUCAGAAAUCACCUCCAACAUUGUCUACCACGCUCAAUACAGCCCUCAUUUUUCACCGCUCAAGUUUGAUCCAGAGCAAGCUUUUUAUGCCACAGCGCUAAGUGUCCGUGACAACCUGAUUCAGAGAUGGAAUGAUACAUACUUACAUUUUCACAAGCAUGAUCCCAAGCAGACUUAUUACCUGUCCAUGGAAUAUUUACAAGGCCGUGCUCUUACUAAUGCUAUUGGGAACCUUGACAUUCAAGGAGCAUAUGCCGAUGCUUUGAAAAAACUGGGGCAUGAAAUUGAAGAAAUUGCAGAAAAGGAGAAAGAUGCUGCGCUAGGAAAUGGAGGCUUGGGCCGGCUUGCAUCUUGCUUUCUUGAUUCAAUGGCAACUCUAAACUUACCUGCUUGGGGAUAUGGUUUGAGAUAUAGAUAUGGCCUUUUUAAGCAGAAGAUUUCAAAAGAGGGACAAGAAGAGGUAGCUGAAGAUUGGCUUGAGAAGUUCAGUCCUUGGGAGGUUGUUCGGCAUGAUGUUAUUUUUCCCAUAAGAUUUUUCGGCCACGUUGAGAUCUCUUCAACAGGAUCCAGUAGAAAAUGGGUUGGAGGAGAGGUACUUCAAGCACUUGCUUAUGAUAUUCCUAUUCCUGGGUACAAAACAAAAAAUGCAAUAAGCCUUCGCCUAUGGGAUGCAAAAGCUCGUGCUGAAGAUUUCAAUCUAUUUCAGUUCAAUGAUGGACAGUAUGAAUCAGCCGCUUUGCUGCACUCUAAAGCUCAGCAGAUAUGUGCGGUCCUAUACCCUGGUGAUACUACAGAAAAUGGAAAGAUUCUAAGGCUGAAGCAACAAUUCUUCCUUUGCAGUGCAUCACUCCAGGAUAUUAUUGCUAGAUUCAAGAAGAGGAAAGAAGGAAAAGGGCCGUAUCAAUGGUCUGAAUUUCCUAACAAAGUUGCUGUUCAACUGAAUGAUACUCAUCCCACACUUUCCAUACCAGAACUAAUGCGGCUAUUGCUGGAUGAUGAAGGGCUUGGUUGGGAUGAAGCCUGGGAUGUGACAUCAAGGACUAUUGCUUACACCAAUCACACUGUUCUUCCGGAAGCAUUAGAGAAAUGGUCACAGGCUAUAAUGUGGAAACUUCUUCCCCGACAUAUGGAAAUUAUUGAAGAAAUCGAUAAGAGGUUCAAAGCGAUGGUAAAUUCCAACCAUAGGGACAUGGAGAGCAAGCUACCGUUGAUGCAAAUUCUUGAUAGUUCCAAUCCAGAGAAACCCGUAGUACGCAUGGCUAAUUUGUGUGUCGUCUCUUCACACACAGUAAAUGGGGUAGCACAGUUACAUAGUGAUAUCUUAAAGUCUGAAUUAUUUGCACACUAUGUUUCGCUAUGGCCUGGUAAGUUUCAGAACAAGACAAAUGGUAUUACGCCUCGUCGAUGGCUCCGUUUCUGUAACCAGGAGUUGAGCAACAUAAUUACGAAGUGGCUGAAGGGUGAUGCUUGGAUCACUAAUCUUGAUCUCCUUUCUGGGCUUUGUCAAUUUGCUGACAAUGAGGAGUUGCAUGCUGAAUGGGCUUCAGCAAAGAUGGCAAGCAAAAGUCGCCUAGCACAAUAUAUACUUAACAUUACAGGAGUGAUGAUUGAUCCAAACAGCCUUUUCGAUAUCCAAAUUAAGCGCAUACAUGAAUAUAAGAGACAGCUAUUAAACAUUCUGGGGGCAGUGUAUAGAUAUAAAAGAUUGAAGGAAAUGGGCGAUGAAGGAAGGAAGAAAGCGACUCCACGGACCAUCAUGAUUGGAGGAAAAGCAUUUGCAACGUAUACAAAUGCAAAGAGAAUAGUAAAGCUUGUGAAUGAUGUUGGUUCUGUGAUCAACAAUGAUCCUGAGAUUAAGGACUAUUUGAAGGUUGUCUUUGUUCCAAAUUACAAUGUCUCUGUGGCUGAAAUUCUAAUUCCCGGUAGUGAUCUGUCUCAACACAUCAGUACGGCUGGCAUGGAAGCUAGCGGGACUAGCAACAUGAAGUUUGCACUAAAUGGAUGUCUCAUUAUUGGUACACUGGAUGGCGCAAAUGUUGAAAUUAGAGAAGAGAUUGGAGAAGACAAUUUCUUCCUUUUUGGUGCAAAAGCAGAUGAAGUGCCACGAUUGCGCAAGGAGAGAGAAAAUGGUUUGUUCAAGCCGGAUCCACGAUUUGAAGAGGCCAAGCACUUCAUAAGGAGUGGUGCUUUUGGUACAUACAACUACGAACCACUUUUAGACUCCUUGGAGGGAAACUCUGGCUAUGGACGCGGCGAUUACUUCCUCGUAGGCCAGGAUUUUCCAAGCUAUAUGGAUGCACAAGCUCAGGUUGAUGAAGCAUACAAGGACAAGAAAAGGUGGGUGAAGAUGUCUAUUCUGAGCACUGCAGGUUGUGGCAAAUUCAGCAGCGAUCGAACAAUCUCUCAGUACGCUAAAGAGAUCUGGGGAAUUAACCCCUGCCCUGUGCCAUAGAUGAGAUUUCAUGGGGCAAACCGGUUCAAGUUGCUGGAGCUACUGAUAGAAUGAAUAUAUUCACAAAUUUGGAUCGAGGGACCGGUAACAAAUCUCAACUAUUAUUAUUAAUAUAUAUUAUAUCAAAAGAUGUGUGGAAUAAAUUUAUACUUGCAACUCUCCAGAAAGAAAUUUAGCUCAUAAUCAAACUUUUAUUUGAGCGUUUAUUAGUUUCCUUGAGCUGAAUAAAGAGAUGGCGGCCUCUUUUGAUUACUUCCUACCCUCAAAUACGUUUUGUAACUAAUAUUGCGUUUAUCGUUUAGUAAAGUAAACAAUUACAACUACUCGAAAUUUAAAUCUUCCUUUAUCAUU
Molecule: messenger RNA, 3221 nt
Organism: Dendrobium catenatum
Lineage: Eukaryota; Viridiplantae; Streptophyta; Magnoliopsida; Asparagales; Orchidaceae
Product: alpha-glucan phosphorylase, H isozyme
Exons: 16
Coding region: 330-2870 (846 amino acids)
Biological process (GO): glycogen catabolic process
Cellular component (GO): cytoplasm
Molecular function (GO): glycogen phosphorylase activity; pyridoxal phosphate binding
Source: RefSeq, a predicted model, not a curated record